CUGAUGAAUAAUCAUGAGGGGGAAAUGGGCGGAGCAUCGCAUGUGACUAAAGGCGUUGGGUCAUGUUGUUCCCCGGCCACCACUCCAAGUAUUAAUUUACAUUUCUAAGGGUCCUGUCCACUACUGAACUGUUUCCAGCAGUGAAAUAAACAGAUUUAACAGACACCUUCAUAACAGGAGAGAUGAACCGAUGCAUUUCCUUCUUCUGAGGUUCAUCUGAAGUCACUUGCCAUAGAGAAGUAUCGCUCAGGACUGAUUUGAGGUCUGGACCAGACAGACAUACCAGAGGGACUGUCCCGUGCACGGAGCAUUAUGGCAGAGCCAGACUAUAUGGACGGAGAUGGCGAUGAACUCGUAAAGCCCAAGAAACUCCUCAACCCAGUGAAGUCCUCCAGAGAUCACCAGGACUUACACAGAGAGCUCAUCAUGAACCAGAAGAGGGGUCUUGCGCCACAGAAUAAACCAGAACUCCAGAAGGUGAUGGAAAAGAGGAAGAGAGACCAGGUGCUGAAGACUCAGAAAGAGGAGCAGGAGGCGCACAAGAAGAGGUCAGACCUUGAGAUCGAGCUCAUGAAGAGACGAGAGAACCUCGAACAGCUGGAAUUGGAGCAACAAAAGAAUGAAGAGGAGCAAGAAAACACCCCAGAGUUUGUCAAAAUGAAAAGCAAUUUGAGAAGAACCAAACAGGAAGAGGAGGGGCAGGAGCGUGCCACCUAGAAACCGUUUCUAUUGUACAUUUGUUGACAUGGCAACUGGACUGUUGUUUGUGGGGAUUUCCUGGUGUUCCUCCCCCAUGUGUCCCUGUGAAACAAGUGACUGUAGACGAACGGUUCCUGUUGCCUGCUCGCAGACACAACCAGUAUUCACGCUGCCUCUUUUUCUAAACAACGAUCACAAAUAAAGAGGAUUGAAGAAUAAACGAAACGCAUACACACAAACUCUUGUACAUGGGUGCAGCCUCUUUGCCACUGGUUGACUGGCUUUAAAGAACACGCAUGGCAGAACAAACAGAGACCAAAUGAUUACUAGGGCUGCUCCGAUCAUGAUCGGCCGAUCAUUAUGCGCAUCUCGUCAGUAAAGCCGGUUCUUUAAUCAGCGGUAAAUUCCAUCAGGUGCGUGAUUUCACAUAGAGCCAUUGUUCACUGAGAAGCUGCGCAAAUCCACGUUCAUUUUCAGUGUUUAUUUGCGCAACUAGUCAGUUAACAACGGCUCUGUGUAGUAACAGUAGCUCUAUGUGAAAUCACGCACCUGAGGGAACUUACCGCUGAUUAGAGAACCGGCUUUACUGACAAGAUGCGUAUUAACGAUCAGCCGAUCAUGAUCGAAGCAGCCCAAAUUAUUACUUUGGUAUAUUUUAUUUUUUUUGAGGGGGGCACAUAUUAUUUUACUAUUUUACAUUAUAAACCUGAAAUGGGACACUGGAUGAACUUUUUUAAGCCAAAACAAUGCUCUUUUAUUUAUGUUCAGUGUCAGCUUUUGUUUGUAAGGGUUUCUCCGAGACAUUUUUCUCUUGGUUGAUGAUUAAAAAAAAGAAGAAAGGAAAGUAAAUAUGCAAAGUUGUGAUGCAUCUUGCUUGCUUUUUAUGAAUUGUAAUGUCUGUGCGCUCCCUCUGCUGAAUUACAUAAGCAAUACUAGUUCUAGUUUUGUGAGGUUUCUUUGCAAAUAUUUUUGUUAUAACUUUUUUAAUGAAUACAUUAAGUUAAUACACUUUAGUUUAAUGUGGUAUUAAACGCAAGUGCAACCGUUUUCUUUAACUUGAAUGGUAGUUGUUCUUAAGAGUUUAAAAAGAACAUGAAAUGUUUAUUAAUGUAGAUUUGAGCCAAUAAAUAACCACUUUUUGUGUUCCCUUAAAACCUUCUUUUAAUAAAUAUUAUUUUAUCAUGUUGAA
This is a messenger RNA of Carassius gibelio (silver crucian carp), 1888 nucleotides long. RefSeq names its product protein FAM107B-like. The transcript is spliced from 4 exons. Lineage: Eukaryota; Metazoa; Chordata; Actinopteri; Cypriniformes; Cyprinidae. Bases 313 to 717 code for a protein of 134 amino acids. The record is from RefSeq and is a predicted model, not a curated record.